Molecule: messenger RNA, 1226 nt
Organism: Callorhinchus milii (elephant shark)
Lineage: Eukaryota; Metazoa; Chordata; Chondrichthyes; Chimaeriformes; Callorhinchidae
Gene: alkbh5
Product: alkB homolog 5, RNA demethylase
Exons: 4
Coding region: 1-1170 (389 amino acids)
Biological process (GO): mRNA export from nucleus; mRNA processing
Cellular component (GO): nucleus
Molecular function (GO): oxidative RNA demethylase activity
Source: RefSeq, a predicted model, not a curated record
AUGGCGGCGGGCGGCUACGCAGACCUGAGGGAGAAGCUCCAGUCGCCUCACCGCGACAAGCAGCGCGCGGCCACCGCCACCCCCUACAGCAACGGCCGCAAGCGCAAGCACCACAGCGAGGCGGAGGCGGCGGCGGCCGAGGAGUGCGCGGCGGCGCCGGGCGUGUGCGGCCUGGGCCCGGGCCCCGAGGACCACAGCGACUACGAGGACAACUACGAGGGAGAGGCGCGCAGAGUGAAGCACGACAUCCGCCAAGUGCGGCUCUUCAGCCCGGACGAGUGCACCGACAUCGAGAACCAGAUCGACGAGGUGGUGUCGCGGGCCGAGAAGUGCCUGUACCGGGAGCACACGGUGGACAGGGCCCCGUUACGAAACAAGUACUUCUUCGGGGAAGGUUACACGUACGGCUCGCAGUUGGAGAAGCGAGGCCCCGGCCAGGAGCGCCUGUACCCGCGGGGAGACGUGGACGAUAUCCCCGAGUGGGUCCACAAGCUGGUGAUCAAGAAGCUGGUGGAGCACCGGGUCAUCCCCGAGGGCUUCGUCAACAGCGCCGUCAUCAACGAUUACCAGCCCGGCGGCUGCAUCGUGUCCCACGUGGAUCCCAUCCACAUCUUCGAGAGACCCAUCGUGUCCGUGUCUUUCUUCAGCGACUCGGCUCUCUGCUUCGGCUGCAAGUUUCAGUUCAAACCCAUCAGGGUCUCGGAACCCGUCUAUUUCUUGCCCGUCCGGAGGGGGAGUGUCACUGUGCUCAGUGGCUACGCAGCCGAUGAUAUCACUCACUGCAUCCGCCCACAGGACAUCAAGGAGCGCAGGGCCGUUAUCAUACUGCGGAAAACUAGGUCAGAUGCCCCACGUUUGGAUAUGAAAUCAUUAACUAGUUCCAUGUUACCGGUUCAGAUGCCGAACAGGCUGCCGACCAGUGAUCGGUACCAGGUGGUCCUCAAACACAAGCGGUCACACCGCAAGGCAGACCCUGACGCUGCUCACAGGCCGAGAAUUUUAGAAAUGGACAAAGAGGAGAACCGGCGAUCGGUGAUUUUACCGAAACACCGCAGGAGGAGCGAUUGUUCGGCCGAAAAUUACUGGCGACGACCUCCUGACUCCCCGGAGCAGGGAGAUGCCGGGGCAAUGGACAGUCCAGUCCGCAAAGUUAAAAUGCGACGACACUGAUACCAUGUUUUGGGGGAUUGGGGCGGUGGAGAGGAGAAGGGGCAGAGGAGAGGGGG